GUUGCGAAUGGUAAAUCAGUCAUUAAUGAUGUAAUUUAUUCGGAAUUGUUUUGCAUAUCUAAAACAUUCGCUAAAUCAAUUACUUAUUAAAGCUAAGAAACAGUGAAGGAGGCGAUAUUGUGUAACUGAGAGCGCGCGGUGCUGAUCGGUUAUAUCCUGCAUUUAGGUUUAGCGUGGUAAGCGAUGGAGAGUAAAAAUUAAGAUGCUUAAAGCUACUUAUAAUCAGAAUUUGCUUGCGACUUGAAGGAAUACCGGGAAUCGUUGGUAAGGGAAGCUCGGAAAAUGCCAAAGUUCUCCAGGGAAAUUUAUCUGCAAAUCAGUCACUGAUCCGUAAUAGGCGAAAUUAUUGAAAACUUUGUUCACUGCCAAACAUCGCGGCUAUAUCAGAAAAAAAUAUUCUUCCCCAACUUAAAUGCGGAUGGACGAGAGUUCCGAAAAUGUCACUUUGGACACUCGGGCGGGGCCCUCAUUGGAAUAUACGGUCAUGGCCGUAGGGCUGCCCCUGGUGAUAUUCAUCAUUGGCUUUGCUGGUAAUAUUUUGGUCAUAACUGUGAUUCUGAAGAGAAGAAGUCUCCAGACCCCCACAAACUGUUACCUUCUUAGCCUCUGUGUGGCUGACUGCAUCCUCCUCAUCUCCUCAAACCUUCCCACAAUCCCCGAGCCCCUUCUCCGGGCGGAAGAUUGGCCUUACGGAUCUUUUAUGUGCACGUUGUGCGUUUUCUUGGGAUAUUUGGGCGCAAAUGUGUCCUCCCUUUCAAUAGGUGCCUUUACCGUGGAACGAUACAUAGGAAUAUGUCAUUCCCUAAAAGCUCAAACAAUUUGUACGGUCAGUCGUGCAAGAAGGAUACUUUUUGUGUUGUGGACUCUGGCUAUUUUAUAUUGCUCUCCGUGGCUGGCUUUAGCCAAAGUAGUCCCCCACACCCGGAAUGGUACCGUGGUUCAGAGCUGUACAUAUACUUUGGAGCGCUACUACUACGGGAUUUACUAUGUGUUUGAUUUUGUUGUUUUUUAUGUUGUUCCCCUCGUCCUAUCGUCCGUUCUUUAUUUCUUCAUGAUCCGGUUGUUGCUGAAGGACGGGGCCCCAAGGAGCACAGAACACCGGUCCCUACAGCCCAGAAACCGCGGGGCAGCGGCUAGAAUGCAGGUUGUGCGCAUGCUCAUAGUGAUAGUGGUGCUGUUCGGAACCCUCUGGCUCCCGUACCGAAUUGUUGUAGUGUACAACUCGUUCCAAGACAGCCUGCUCCAGUUCAAAGAUUCUUGGUUCUGGCUCUUCUGUCGAACAAUGGUCUUCAUCAACAGCGCCAUUAAUCCCAUUGUGUACAAUAUGCUCUCCGUCAAAUUUCGCCGGGCAUUCCGAGACAUCGUCUGUAAGGGCAAGGAGAGAGGGGCGUUCAAUGACGGGACUGAUACCACUUCCGUUCGCCUUUCGCGCAUGUCAACUCGAUAUUCAUUUACGGCAGACAUGUUGAUGAAUGGCCGUAUUGUUCAACAGGAACCAUUCCUCUGGACCAGAAGCUACACGCGGUGACAGGGAUUAAUCAUUCAUACUUGUCACGAACAUGAGAUUAUUCUUAAUGAAUGAAAAUGUUUUGACUGAAAUAAAUGUAAACAUCACCGAAUUUCAGCAUUGAUUCGUUGAUUUGUUCUUUAUUGGUAAAUAAAGGUCCUGUUGCUAUCGUGAGUAGAACUCACCA
This is a messenger RNA of Magallana angulata, 1694 nucleotides long. Its product is annotated as thyrotropin-releasing hormone receptor-like. NCBI's taxonomy places the organism in Eukaryota, Metazoa, Mollusca, Bivalvia, Ostreida, Ostreidae. The record is from RefSeq and is a predicted model, not a curated record. Gene Ontology annotation, biological process: G protein-coupled receptor signaling pathway. Gene Ontology annotation, molecular function: thyrotropin-releasing hormone receptor activity. Gene Ontology annotation, cellular component: membrane. The transcript is spliced from 3 exons. Bases 413 to 1528 code for a protein of 371 amino acids.